AUGGACAACGAUCUAGCUAUUUUGUCCUGGAACAUACGUGGGGCGGCGAAUGCCGGGGCGAAGCGGUAUCUACGUGAGCUCUUGCAGCAGUUCAGACCUUCAUUACUUUUCAUAAUGGAGACUCAUGUUCAGUUUGAUAGAGUUAAAAAGUUUUGGGAGAAUUUGGGUUUUUUACCAGUGAAUAUUGUGGAAGCUCAUGGACACUCAGGUGGAUUAUGGUGUCUUGCCCUUUCACACAUUUUACCUUGUAUUCAUGUGGUAGAUGUGUUUGAGCAGGCUAUUACUGUGGAGGUGCGGGUGUCUCAAAGCCCGUGGAUUUGUACGGGUGUUUAUGCUAGCCCUAUCCCUGCAUCUCGGGUUGCGUGUUGGAGGUAUCUGGCAACACUUCGCCAGCUGAUUAAUUAUCCGUGGAUGAUAAUAGGAGAUUUUAAUGAUUCUCUGCUCAGUUCUGAUCAGCGGGGAGGGGUUUUCUCUCAUGCAAGGGCGAACCUUUUUGCUGCUAUGCUCCAGGAUUGUGGUCUCAUUCCCCUUCACACUAUUGGGCUUCGUUUUUCCUGGGUGCGACGUCGUGGUGGCGUGCCCGUUAUGCAUAAGAAGCUGGAUUGGUGCCUAGGAGACUCAGAUUGGAACUUCAGAUUCCCGGAUGCUUUAGCUGAGAACCUUACUCGGGUUCAUUCAGAUCACUCCCCGGUUCUUGUUAGGUGUGGUGGUUCCCCGCCAUUCCGUGGUUCGAGGCCGUUUCGCUUUGAGGCAGCAUGGCUUUCCCAUGCGGACUACGAGCAGGUGGUGGCUUCAGCCUGGUCCCCGCAAGAGACACUCCCCGGGAACUUGCAUUUGGUCCAGGAGCAUUCUAUGGUGUUUAAUAAGGACGUGUUUGGCGACAUUAGGAGACGGAAGCGUACCUUGCAUGCACGAAUUCGGGGAAUUCAAUUGAGACUUGAUACGGUGGACUCUGCUGCCCUUUCUCUGUUACAUGAUAAGCUUCAAAUUGAGCUUCAUCAUACCCUUGCCCAGGAAGAGCUGUUGUGGUUUCAGAAAUCUAGGGAGCAAGAAGCGCUGUUGGGGGGGCGUAAUACACGGUAUUUCCACACUAAAACUAUCGUUCGUCGAAGACGGAAUAAGAUCAUUUCUCUUACUCUACCGUCUGGUGAGGUGUGCACGGAUGAGCAAACCUUGCAAGUUGAGGCGUUGCGGUUUUUUAAAGGAUUGUUUUGCUCUCCUUUGGCGUCUAGGCCACUACAGGAAGGGAAAUACUUCUGCCCCAGUUUGUCCCAUGAGCAUGUGUCCCAGCUUUCAGCGGAGGUGUCACCUCAGGAGGUGUGGAGGGCGGUUUCUACCAUGGGGUCUUUCAAGGCCCCUGGCCCUGAUGGUUUCCAGGCAAUUUUCUUUAAAUCUUGCUGGCAUAUUGUUGGAGGGAGUGUCUAUGCAGUUGUCAGGGAUGCUUUCAUUACUGGCACGUUUGAUAGAGCUCUCUCGGAUACGCUUGUUGCGUUAAUUCCGAAGGUGGAUGUGCCUGCAUCUUUUCGUGAGUUGCGGCCGAUUAGCUUGUGUAAUGUGAUGUAUAAGCUGAUCACUAAGGUCUUGGUUCUUCGCCUUAGGCCAUGCUUGCAGGAAAUUGUGGGGCCUCUUCAAAGUAGCUUCAUUGCGGGGCGGGGAACUUCUGAUAAUGCUAUUAUUUUGCAGGAGGUAGCUUACUUCAUGAUGAAUAAGAAGCGAAGGAGCAGGAAUGUUAUCUUCAAGUUGGACUUGAAGAAAGCAUAUGAUCAAGUAAGUUGGCAGUUCUUGGAAAAAACCCUGGUGGAGUUUGGCUUCCCGUCGUCCAUUGUUGCUUUGAUUAUGUAUUGUGUCACAUCCUCUUCUAUUUCGCUUCUCUGGAAUGGGAAUCGUUUACCGGCGUUCAGUGCUACUAGGGGCCUUCGUCAGGGUGAUCCUCUUUCACCGUAUCUAUUUGUGCUUUGUAUGGAGCGGCUUGCUCAUAUGAUUAAUCAUGAGGUGCGCCAGGGCCAGUGGAAGCCGGUUCAGAUUAGUCAAGGAGGCCCAGGUAUAUCUCAUCUCUUCUUUGCUGAUGAUGUGUUGUUGUUUGCUAAGGCAGAAGUGGCUCAGGUGCGGAAUAUUUAUCGGGUUUUAGAGGACUUCUGUGGUGCUUCUGGACUUAAGAUUAACCUUUCAAAGGCCAAAGCCAUGGCUUCUUGGUGUGUGGAUGGAGCUGUUAAAGAUCGGAUUGCUGCCAUCACUUCCAUCCCUUUCACGAAUAAUAUUGGAAAGUACCUUGGCUUCCCCAUCCAUAUUGGUCGGGUUCGGAAGGAGGAUUUCAGUUUUAUUGUUGACCGUGUAUCUGCCCGCUUAGCAACUUGGAAGGCUAGCUUGUUGAACAAACCAGCGAGAGUUACCCUUGCCAAAUCUGUCUUGUCCGCCAUCCCGGUGUAUGUCAUGCAAUUGAAUUGGCUUCCUCAAUCGGUGUGUGAUCAGUUGGAUAUGGUGGUUCGAAGGUUUAUUUGGGGAAAUGCUCACUCGAAGGGUAUCCCCUUGGUAGCCUGGGAUAAGGUGGCUCGGCCAAAGAAAUAUGGUGGCUUAGGGUUGAGGAGUGCGAGAUUGAAUAAUGUGGCCAUGUUGGGUAAACAACUUUGGGGUUUGGUUCAACAGGAUGAGAAAUUUUGGGUGAGGGUGGUACGCGGCCAGCAUGUGGCAGGGGGGGAGGUUCUGUCUUGCGCUGCUAGCGCCGGUUCUUAUUUUUGGCGUUCCAUUAUUAAGGCACGUGACAUGCUUAAGGGAGGGUUUCAGGUUCGUUUCGGUGAUGGCAGCUCUUCUUUCUGGUAUUCCUGCUGGACACCCUUUGGUUUAUUGUGUGACAUAGUUCCAGUGGUUGACAUUCAUGACAUAGACUUGACUGUGAGGGAUGUCUUUUCUGAAGGAUCUUUCAACUCCUCCUUGUUGUACACCGAGUUGCCACCUGAGGUUAAUCAGUUCUUGUUCACUUUCAAGCAUGUUUUCUUUGAUUCCGGGACUCGGGAUUGCUUGAUAUGGGCUCAUAAUAUGAAUGGGAAUUACACAGUUAAAGAUGGGUUCCAAUGGCUGCUGCAUCAGGAGGAGGUUGACGUUGAUUCAGGUCCCGUUGGUGGUUUAUGGAAUGUGGUUUGGAAGGUGAAUGCUCCAGAAAAUAUUCGUGUCUUCCUCUGGCUGGUCUUACAUGAUGCAUUGCCCACCCGCUGCCUUCUGUUACGCCGUUCCUUGGCUACGUCCGCUUUGUGCCCUAGGUGUGGAGUUGGGGACGAAUCGAUUUUGCACUGUCUUCGUGACUGUGCGGAUGCAAGACGCGUUUGGCGUGGCACCGGUUUCAUUCUCCCUCAAGCAUUUUAUGCAGUCCAGAAUUUUGGGGAGGUGCUGCGUAUUUUUGAUGGUUUUGGGUUGCAUAUCGUGCUGGCUACGGCUUGGGUGAUUUGGAAGGAGCGCUGUCGUUUCGUUUUCGCGUCCCAGCACCUAGUGGUCCACAAGGUUGUUCGUGAGGCACGGGAACUGUGGUUACUCAUUGCUGAUACGUAUCACCGUGGAGCUACUUCGCCGGCGGUUCGCUGGGUUCGCUGGCAGCCCCCUAGGGAGAAUUUUGUUGCUCUCAACACCGAUGGCAGUUCGCUAGGGAAUCCGGGUGCUGCGGGGAUUGGUGGUGUCGUGCGAUCUGAGCAUGGGAACUGGCUCUUGGGUUAUGCGGGUUCUAUUGGUGAGGCAGAUAGUUUGCUUGCGGAAUUAGUGUCCAUUCUUCGUGGGUUGGAAGUCUGCUGGGACCAUGGGUAUAGGCAGGUGGAUUUGUUUUCAGAUUCUCUGCUCGCUUUGGGUUUGAUUAUGGAUCUGCAUCCUGUCUUUCACCGCUAUGCUGCGAUUAUUGGGCGGAUUAAGACGUUACUUCAGCGGUCGUGGCAGGUUCGGUGUCAGCAUAUUCUUCGCGAGGGAAAUUCGGUGGCGGAUUUCUUAGCUAAGUAUGGUGCAUCUGCGCAGUCGGCGUUUUUGGUUUGGGCUUCUCCCCUGCAGAGUCUUGUGCCUAUGUUGAGGGCGGAUCAAGUGGGAACAGAGUUCAUGAGAAUUUAG
This is a messenger RNA of Lotus japonicus, 4080 nucleotides long. RefSeq lists its product as uncharacterized. NCBI's taxonomy places the organism in Eukaryota, Viridiplantae, Streptophyta, Magnoliopsida, Fabales, Fabaceae. The record is from RefSeq and is a predicted model, not a curated record. The coding region runs from base 1 to 4080 and encodes 1359 amino acids. Gene Ontology annotation, molecular function: nucleic acid binding; RNA-DNA hybrid ribonuclease activity. The transcript has a single exon.